Molecule: messenger RNA, 1023 nt
Organism: Microthlaspi erraticum
Lineage: Eukaryota; Viridiplantae; Streptophyta; Magnoliopsida; Brassicales; Brassicaceae
Source: the annotation of a GenBank genome assembly
AUGUUCAAAUCAUCGUAUAAUCUCAUCUUCUUCUUCAUCGUCAUUUUCUUCGUCCUGAGAUCAUCAGCGUUCUCGAAUCUCAACAGCUUAAGCUUUGAAGAAUCACUCUCUCCUCUCUUCGGCGAUGGCAAUCUCGUACGUUCCCCUGAUGACCUCUCCGUUCGUCUCCUCCUAGAUCGAUACACAGGUUCUGGUUUCAUAUCAUCAAAUAUGUAUGAACAUGGAUUUUACAGCUCCAUGAUCAAGCUUCCCGCCGAUUAUUCUGCCGGUGUCGUCGUCGCCUUUUAUACAUCGAACGGAGACGUGUUCGAGAAAACACACGACGAAUUAGACAUAGAGUUUCUAGGGAACAUAAAAGGAAAGCCAUGGAGGUUUCAGACAAAUCUAUACGGAAACGGAAGUACACACAGAGGUCGUGAAGAGAGAUAUCGUCUCUGGUUUGAUCCAACUAAAGAGUUUCAUCGUUACAGCAUCCUCUGGACUCCUCACAAGAUCAUAUUUUGGGUAGAUGACGUGCCGAUUAGAGAAGUGAUAAGAAGCGAUGCAAUGGGAGCUGAUUAUCCGGCGAAGCCAAUGGCUCUUUACGCCACCAUUUGGGACGCUUCCGAUUGGGCUACUUCCGGCGGCAAAUACAAAGCCAAUUACAAGUUUGCCCCUUUCACCGCCGAAUUCAAAUCCUUCUCUCUCGACGGCUGCGCCGUCGAUCCCAUCCAAGAAGUCCCCACGGAUUGCUCCGAUUCCGUCGAGUUCCUCGAGUCUCAAGAUUAUUCAUCCAUCAAUUCACGUCAACGCGCCGCCAUGAGAAGAUUCCGGCAACGGUUCAUGUACUAUUCUUACUGUUACGAUACGGUUAGAUAUCCGGAGCCUCUGCCGGAGUGCGUGAUUGUUCCGGCGGAAAAAGAUAGGUUUAAGGAAACGGGAAGGUUGAAAUUCGGUGGUACUGAAGCGCGUGAACGGCGGAGGAGUCGCCGGCAGCAAAGGCCGGCAAUUGAGAGUGAUCCUGACGAAAGAAAACGUUUAUAA